GGUUACUGCGCUAGCAAGUUUGCCGUGGUUGGAUUCCAUGAAGCUCUGAGCCAUGAGCUGAAAGCCAAGAGAGUCAGUGGUGUGAAGACUACCCUCAUUUGUCCAUAUUUCACGGACACUGGCAUGUUCCAUGGCUGUAGAAUCAGGUAA
Messenger RNA from Podarcis lilfordi (Lilford's wall lizard), 150 nucleotides. NCBI's taxonomy places the organism in Eukaryota, Metazoa, Chordata, Lepidosauria, Squamata, Lacertidae. The record is from the annotation of a GenBank genome assembly.